AUGCAAUCGAAGAAGGUUUGGACCUGGACUGCAACACGUCUUGAUCCUAUCGUGUCGUACCAGUUGGCAGAACGAAGAGAAGAAGUGGAAGAAGGAGGAGUUCAGGUGGACAGUGGUAGUUUGGUAGCGGCAGCCAACAUGGUUGACGAUGGCAAUGCUGGAAUCGAAGUGAAAGAUGGACGGCUGGCAGAUGCGUUGAAAGCCAGAAUUCUACUGAUGGUCGGUGGUGUUGUGGGUCUUCAUAAACUGUAUCUCGAGCAAGUCCCAGAGGCGUUUGUUUACAUAUCCACUGGUGGUGUGUUUUUACUAGGUACGCUCUACGAUAGCUUUUACAUAGGUAAGCAAGUCGACUUCUAUAAUAUGCUUAAACUAGGAGAAGAUGAAGAGUUAAAGAAAUACAGGAAUGGCAAACUAAUGACUAAUCUUUCGCGUAUGGUGCCCUUCUCCAUACCGAGAUUUCUAGCAUCGGUUGGUUACGCAGUAUGGCUUGGGUUUCUAUGCUGGACUGCUGGCAGCGUCACAUUUGGCAGAUCUGCCAGUGACAGCCUUCUUAUGGUAUCUGCACUUGCAGCGGCUGUCACUGCUGGUGAGGAACUCUAUUCGUCUUUCUUUUAG
Messenger RNA from Necator americanus (New World hookworm), 615 nucleotides. RefSeq lists its product as uncharacterized. Gene Ontology annotation, cellular component: membrane. Bases 1 to 615 code for a protein of 204 amino acids. The record is from RefSeq and is a predicted model, not a curated record. The transcript is spliced from 6 exons. NCBI's taxonomy places the organism in Eukaryota, Metazoa, Nematoda, Chromadorea, Rhabditida, Ancylostomatidae.